Molecule: messenger RNA, 939 nt
Organism: Drechmeria coniospora
Lineage: Eukaryota; Fungi; Ascomycota; Sordariomycetes; Hypocreales; Ophiocordycipitaceae
Product: protein kinase domain protein
Exons: 3
Coding region: 1-939 (312 amino acids)
Source: RefSeq, a predicted model, not a curated record
AUGAGUGAGGACGAAGCCGAAAAGUAUGACGAGAACUUUGUGCCACGCCAGAUUGCAUGGCAGUUUGGAUGCAUAGUUACCCUCAUCCAACCGACCGUUAUACUAAAGCAGGGCUCAAACGUUCGGCCGUCAGAAGAAAGCGCGAUGCGGCUUGUCAGGAAACAGCUCCCAAAUAUACCGGUUCCCGUAGUCGAUGGAUCAUUUUACGAAUGCGACGAGGCCGGCCCUGCGUAUGGCGAGCUAUUGAUGUCCUUCAUUCCGGGAAGGACACUCAAAUCGGCUUGGGCCGAGCUCGAUAAAGCCGUCAAGGACCGCAUCUGUCAGGAUAUAUGGGACCUUGUCGCCCAGAUUCGCAGCAUACCACGUCCAGAUGAUCUAGGUACCAAUCUUUACCGCACCGUCGAUGGCUCUCCAUCUCGGGACCCCCUCCUCGGUUCCAGGCACGACAUUGCCCCGCGCGAUCUGGAUGAUGAUACCCUGCGGGGACGCAUCUGGUCUCGAUACAUUGCUACAAAUGGCCUUUCUUACCGGGACUCGGCGGAUAUCCCAGACACGCUUCCGCGCUCCAGCACAUCGGUUUUCGCCCAUGGCGAUAUCAACCCCCGGAAUAUCAUCGUGGAUGAAAAAUGUCACAUUGUCGGUCUGCUCGAUUGGGAGUCCUCCGGAUGGUUCCCCGACUACUGGGAGUUUGCGCAGAUGAUGAAGUUCUGCGACCCAGCCGAGCACGAAUGGCAGCGCUGGAUGAAGGAGACCAGGCCGGAGCCAUGGGACAUCACAGCCAUACAGAAGGCAAGAAGGGCACCGGCCAAUCUGGGGUUGAUACUCGUAUGUACCGAAUACAUGUGGAUGGACAUGUGCAAUCGCAAGGGAAAGGUCCAAUUGCUGGAAGAAUCACAGCUGGCGCCAGCAGAGCCAACAAGGAGGCUCGAGGGCAAGUAA